UUAACAGAUGGUAACGCCCGACUGUUUGAGACUUUGAGCUGUAAAAGUUGGGCUUAGAGAGAGAAAGUGAGAAGAGGGAGUCUUCUCAAAAUCAAGAAAAUUUCAGAGUUUUCUUCUUCUUGAGUGAUUGGAAAAUUUUGCUGUCUUUUUGUGGGUUUGAAAGAUCUGCGUAGAUGGCAACGUUUGCAGGGACUACCCAGAAGUGCAAGGCAUGUGAGAAGACUGUGUAUUUAGUGGAUCAGCUCACUGCUGAUAACAAGGUCUACCACAAGGCCUGCUUUAGGUGUCACCACUGCAAGGGUACACUCAAGCUGAGUAAUUAUAGCUCCUUCGAGGGUGUGCUAUAUUGCAAGCCGCACUUUGAUCAACUGUUUAAGAGGACAGGCAGCUUGGACAAAAGUUUUGAAGGUGCUCCAAAAACUGUUAGAGUUGAUAGAUCUGCUGAUCAGAGUCAUACCAACAGCAAGGUUUCAAGUAUGUUUGCUGGAACGCAAGACAAAUGUGUUGCUUGCAAGAAAACUGUUUAUCCAAUAGAAAAGGUGGCAGUAGAUGGCACGUCAUACCAUAGGGCUUGUUUCAAGUGCUCCCAUGGGGGCUGUGUGAUCAGCCCAUCAAACUAUGUGGCCCAUGAGCAGCGACUCUACUGUAGGCACCACCACUCGCAGCUCUUUAAACAGAAGGGCAACUUCAGCCAACUCGACAAGCAAGAACAAGUUUAAGGGGUGACUGAGAACGCAGCAUCUAGCUCUGAUGCCAUGAAGCUUCAUGUAUCAAUGGUGACAUUCCGAUAUCACAUAAAUAGCAGUUUUUUUUUCAGCAAAAAGUCGGAUUCAUAUGUCAAGUAUAAAAGUUGAGAUUAUGGGCUGCCUUUCUUUAUAGAUAUGUUAUUUGAAGAAGAGUAUUUAAUAGAGGUGUUUCAGUUGCUAAUUUUUCGAUGAGCUUGAAUGAAUAAUAGUUAUCAGUGUUGGGUUCUAUCCUUUCAAUAAACCUUGUGUUUUGCUCUAA
This is a messenger RNA of Cornus florida, 1005 nucleotides long. Its product is annotated as LIM domain-containing protein WLIM1-like. The record is from RefSeq and is a predicted model, not a curated record. Gene Ontology annotation, cellular component: plasma membrane; actin cytoskeleton. Gene Ontology annotation, biological process: actin filament bundle assembly. Bases 174 to 719 code for a protein of 181 amino acids. Gene Ontology annotation, molecular function: actin filament binding. The transcript is spliced from 5 exons. Lineage: Eukaryota; Viridiplantae; Streptophyta; Magnoliopsida; Cornales; Cornaceae.